GCGUGGAGUACGUCGUAUCGGAGGCGGUGUUUGAGAAGCUUCCAGAGGAGGAGAAGCACCUGUGGCACUCGCACUACUAUGAGAUAUGUGAGGGCCUGUGGGUGAACCCCGGGGUGCCAGAGACCAUGCAGCAGCAGGAGCUGAAGAAACUCGUGAAGACGUACGGCAAGUUCUGGAACACAUGGCAAUUCGACCGAGGAGACCCCCUCCCCCUCGGCCCCCCCGCCCUCAUGCUUUCCCCCCAAGACCACCCCUUGGGGCGCGUUCCCCCGUGCUCUGGUGGAGCAGAGGAUGCUUCUUUGGGGAUAGAGACGGGGGAGAAGCGGGAGCAGCGGGCGGCGCUAGUGGACAAGGAGUGGGCGGCGACGGGGAAGGACCCGGGCGGCGGACUGGUGGAUGGAGAGUGGGAAGGGGUGGGUGACUGA
Closterium sp. Naga37s-1 is the source of this 425-nucleotide messenger RNA. The record is from the annotation of a GenBank genome assembly. Lineage: Eukaryota; Viridiplantae; Streptophyta; Zygnematophyceae; Desmidiales; Closteriaceae.